Cylindrotheca closterium is the source of this 702-nucleotide messenger RNA. The record is from the annotation of a GenBank genome assembly. Lineage: Eukaryota; Bacillariophyta; Bacillariophyceae; Bacillariales; Bacillariaceae.
AUGCAGAAACAAACAUCAAAAAUGAAUUCAAGCGAAAGACGAGUCCAGUUCCUUCCAGCCCAUGAUUCGGUAUUGGAGAUCCCGUCACUGGGGGAGUACACUGAACAGGAUAUCAUGAACUGCUGGUACACGAAGCCAGAGUUCAGAAAAAUCGCUAAGCGAUGCCAGAAACAAGCCCGUCGAUGGGAGUCUGGAAAACCAUCAAUGAACGAAUCUUGUCCUCGAGGACUAGAAAGCUUCAUGCAGGAAGACGGGGAGAUUACUACGGCUUCCGUCGAACAAUGUAUUGACGCUGUAAUGGAUGAGCAAGAAGUCCAAUGGGACAAAGAAGUCGAUGACUACGACCGCUUGGCAGCAGUCUCUGAAGAAGUAUCGAGAUUCAGCGUCAGUUGGGCUCUAGAGAAAGCCCGGACAGAUGAAAAAGAAGCGCAAAGAAUAUACAAACAUAUGGAACAGAAAUACAAGGUGACCAAGUUGAAAUGCGAGUCUCCAACAAGCCUUUCGAAAUCAAUAGAGGAUGGACGAGAUGACCAUACGUCUAUGUGUUCUGAUCUGAGCCAUCCUGGUGCAGAAUCGCCCCGGCUAACAGAACACCAAAAGACGAAAGGAGCCUCCAAGCCUCCACUAAAAAUGCCCAAGCUCCCUCGUCACGUCAGCGUCACAAUAUAUAGAAAGGUGUCUCCAAUGAUUUGUAGCAGAUGA